Messenger RNA from Hermetia illucens (black soldier fly), 1414 nucleotides. RefSeq names its product cyclin-dependent kinase 9 (gene Cdk9). Bases 129 to 1322 code for a protein of 397 amino acids. Lineage: Eukaryota; Metazoa; Arthropoda; Insecta; Diptera; Stratiomyidae. Gene Ontology annotation, molecular function: cyclin-dependent protein serine/threonine kinase activity; ATP binding. The record is from RefSeq and is a predicted model, not a curated record. Gene Ontology annotation, biological process: protein phosphorylation. The transcript has 4 exons. Gene Ontology annotation, cellular component: nucleus.
GACAGUAUAAAACGUCAAAAGUCGUGUCAAACUUGGUGUAUUGUGAAAUCGUGCGACUUGGCUAAUUGGAGUUUUCCCUUAAAUUAAAUUAAAAUACAGUGCGAGGAUAAUCAACAAUUUCUAACAAAAUGUCCUCAAGAGGACGCGAAAAUCGCGACGAUCCUGGGUCAUCAUCGCGAUGCCUGACGCUUCUAGAAAAGCAAAAAUACAUCGAAGAUUACGACUUUCCCUAUUGUGAUGAGUCGAAUAAAUAUGAAAAAGUCGCUAAAAUCGGACAAGGAACAUUUGGGGAAGUGUUCAAAGCCAGAGACAAGAAAUCCACUAAAAAGUUUGUGGCCAUGAAGAAAGUUUUGAUGGAUAACGAGAAGGAAGGGUUCCCCAUUACAGCACUUCGUGAAAUUCGGAUUUUACAGCUACUCAAGCAUGAAAACGUCGUUAAUUUGAUAGAAAUAUGUAGGACCAAGGCUACAGUAAAUAACCGGUACCGCUCCACAUUUUACCUCGUGUUUGACUUCUGCGAGCACGAUUUAGCUGGACUUCUGUCCAACAUCAAUGUAAAGUUUAAUUUAGGCGAGAUAAAGAAGGUUAUGCAGCAACUGCUGAACGGACUCUACUACAUUCAUAGUAAUAAGAUUUUACAUCGUGAUAUGAAAGCCGCCAACGUCCUCAUCACAAAAUAUGGCGUCCUCAAACUAGCUGACUUUGGGCUUGCGCGAGCUUUCAGUGUCCCAAAGAACGAUCAAAAGAAUCGCUACACAAACCGGGUCGUUACGCUUUGGUAUCGACCGCCAGAACUGCUUUUAGGUGACAGAAACUAUGGUCCUCCCGUGGACAUGUGGGGAGCGGGCUGCAUAAUGGCUGAAAUGUGGACUCGCUCACCGAUCAUGCAGGGAAAUACGGAGCAGCAGCAGCUGAUCUACAUUUCCCAAUUGUGCGGCUCAUUCACGCCCGACGUGUGGCCGGGCGUCGAAGAACUGGAAUUGUACAAAACACUCGAUUUGCAGAAGGGGCACAAGCGAAAAGUGAAAGAGCGUUUGCGCCCGUAUGUUAAGGACCCUCAUGGUGUAGACUUGCUCGAUAAGUUACUGCAACUGGAUCCUAAUCACCGAAUCGAUGCUGAUACUGCCCUGAAUCAUGACUUCUUCUGGACAGAUCCGAUGCCAUGCGAUUUGAGCAAAAUGUUAUCACAACAUACGCAAAGUAUGUUCGAAUAUUUGGCACCACCUCGACGUCCAGGCCAAAUGAUGCGCCACUAUCAUCAGCAAAUCAAUCAGAUGCAGGCGAAGCCUCAGGAUAAUAGUCUUAUCGAUCGAGUUUAUUAGUUAGUUUUUAUCCUAGGAAAAGAAUAAUAAUAAGUUAUUCAGUUAAUUGGUUUUGAUACAUACAGACGUGAAUAAACUAGAAUUUAAGUGGA